Synchiropus splendidus (mandarinfish) is the source of this 1087-nucleotide messenger RNA. It is a transcript of the gene mettl18, whose product is annotated as methyltransferase like 18. Gene Ontology annotation, molecular function: protein-L-histidine N-tele-methyltransferase activity. Bases 77 to 1087 code for a protein of 336 amino acids. Gene Ontology annotation, biological process: peptidyl-histidine methylation, to form tele-methylhistidine. The record is from RefSeq and is a predicted model, not a curated record. NCBI's taxonomy places the organism in Eukaryota, Metazoa, Chordata, Actinopteri, Syngnathiformes, Callionymidae. The transcript has 2 exons.
GGCUCACCAUGUGCCUUCAGUAACAAAAUACGAGUUUACUUCACCGUUACUCGUUGAUCGUUUGUGAACCUCAAUUAUGUCAUUUUGUUUCAAUUUCGACUUGCAGACAGAAAGUGCAAAUGGCUUUCAAACGGAACCGAAAGACGGAAAGGAGGACGCUGUCAGUCAACAUAGAGUUGAGAAGAAACAAGCAGUGUUUGUAAAGGAGGCGAAAGAGCACCCCCUCCCCUCUGACCCACAGCUCCUCCUCACAGAUGUUGUCUGUGAAACAGUCACAAUCGGAGCCUUGCCUCCUCUUCACUUUCUCAAUGAGACGGUUUUUGAGAAAACUGUCUCUGAGCGGGAGGAUGAAGAGAAGAUCCUGACCCGCAGCGCUGAGCAGAGGUCUGAUCUCAUCUCCGGCGUGUACGAGGGCGGGCUGAAGGUGUGGGAGUGCACUUAUGACCUCUUGGAAGUGAUGGAGCGAGAUGGAGAGACCUUUGGGGGGAAGACUGUUUUGGAUUUAGGCUGUGGUGCGGGGCUGUUGGGGAUAUUAUCUCUGAAGCGGGGAGCCAAGCGGGUGGACUUCCAGGACUACAACAGUACUGUGAUUGAACAGCUCACUAUGCCUAAUGUUAUUCUGAACUGCCACGAUGAUGAUGAUGAUGAUGAUGAAGACAGUGAAGAUGAGAGUGGAGCUAAGGGGAGAGGUUCUCCAUCCAAAACUGAACCGGAGACUAAAAGAAAAGCAUUAGAUCCGUCUCAACACCCGCUGCUGAGCAAGUGUCACUUCUUCUCCGGGGACUGGGAGACGUUUCUACCCUUAGUUCUGGAGAAAGACCCAUCACCACAAUACAACAUCAUCUUCACCUCAGAGACCAUCUACAACACCGACUACUACCCGGCACUUCACAUGAUUCUGCAAAAACUGCUUGCUUCUGAGGGAGUCAUCUACCUGGCCACCAAGUCCCACUACUUUGGAGUUGGGGGUGGGCUGCACCUUUUUAAGGUGUUUGUGGAGGAGAAGGGGGUUUUCUCUGUCGAUCACCUGUGGGACGGUGAAGAAGGACUGCAAAGACAUGUUGUAGUGCUGCGUUUUAAAAAGUAA